UGUAGCUCAGUGAGCCUGGGGUUUGUUAAUGGGAUGGACACCAAAGGUAGCUCCCUGCCUUCGAUGCCCGAACCAGCCAACCCGAUCAGCAUGAAGCAGCCGCCUGAGUCCCUCGGUGGGCGAAAAGGCCGGGGGGACAUGAGUGGUGAUCCUGCCUUGCUAAUGGACAAAGCUGCUGCCCAGCUGGCUGCCACACUGCAAGACAGUGUCUUGCAGAAAAUGGCAGGCCAUGCUCACAACAACCACAACCAUGAGAGACUGAAAGACCUCACCUCCCGUGUGCUCAAUGGGGACCAGGAAAAGAUGCCCAAGCUUUGUGCUCCAGAACCACCAAUGCUUAAGGGUGCUGAAGCCCCUGCCACUAACAGCACCCACCAACGCAAGUGCUCCCCUCACUCAAACCCCGAACUCAAGGUAAAGCUGACCCAAAUGGUAACACAGCCACGGUUUGAGCCAUGCUGCGCAGAUGGGGCUAGUUUGGCCGCAGCCGCAGAAGGUAUUUUGGCUGGAGCCAAAAAGAAAAAAAGGGGGAGACCUCUCAAACCAAAGCCUCAGCUUAGCCUCAGCUCCUCCGCAAUGGCCACUGUGCAGUCUGUCCCUGUGCAGGCUGAAGAGGGCAGUAGAGCAGUGAAGCAACCCACUCCAAUCCCAGAGGUGAAGGAAAAUAAAGAAGGAUCCAUGGUACCGAUCCGUUUCUCUGUUGGGGAUGUGGUUUGGACCAAGGUGUCAGGAUACCUCUGGUGGCCUUGCAUGGUGACCACAGAUCCUGAGCUCAACCAUCACACAAAACAGAAACAGAAAGCAGUUGGUAGCAGAUCAGGUCUCCUUUACCAUGUGCAGUAUUUUGGGGAUAACCCAGAGAGAGGCUACAUCUUUGAGAAAAGCAUGGUGUCCUUCAAUGGGGAGGAUCAGUAUCAGGAGCUUUGUCAAAGCACCAAACAGCCAGCCUUCCGUUUUGUACACAAAAAGACUGCUCCCUCUGUGCCUCGCAAGCCCCAGGCUCAGUGGAGAAUAGGCAUCAUUCAAGCCAAGGAGGCUGUCGGCAUGACACUGGGUGAGCGCAUGGCCAGGUUCACCUUUGUCUACGAUGACGACGGGCCACACUUGAACCCCCAUGUGCUGGAGAAGCUGAGACCAGAGCAGACUCAGGGGAAAGUCAAGAGGAUACGGAAAAAGUCCUCCAAAAGACCACUAAUUGACGCUACAACUGAGAAGAAUCAACAGCCUAAAAAGAAGCGCAAAAUAGGCAAAGAUGCUGAGAAACAAAAGGCCCUAAUAUCAGAGGAAAUCAAGGCCACAAAGCCCAAAAGAAAUAAGAAAAGUGACAAAGAGGUCAAAGAAACCAAGAAGCAUCUGAAGACGUCAAAAGACAAAGUCCUUGAGAAGCCUCAGAGGAAGCGGAAACGAAACAGUGACACCCAGGGCACACUCUCAAAGGCCAAGAAGAGGCGUUCCUCUCCUUGUCCUGAACCGGAGGGCUCUGGGAGUGAGGGACGCCCAGAUUCUCCAAGUGACAGUUUGGAUGGAACCAAGAAGGGAGAACGAAACAGCGGCACUAAGAAGGAUUUUAUCUGCCAGGUGUGUGAGCGGGCUGGUGAGGACCUGGUGGCUUGUGAGGGUCAGUGUUGUGGGAUGUUCCACCUCCAAUGUCUGGGUUUAGCCCUCAAGCCCCUGGACAAGUUGCUGUGUCAGGAGUGCAACACGGGGGUCCACUCGUGUUUCACCUGCAAGCAGUCUGAGGGAGAUGUACGGCGCUGCCAUGUCCAGCACUGUGGCAAGUUCUACCACGAGGCGUGCGUCCGCCUCAGCACCCUCACCGUGUUUGACAACAAGGGCUUCCGCUGUCCGCUCCACACCUGCCUCAGCUGCCACAACAGCUACAGAUCCAACCCCAAGUCCACCAAGGGUAAAAUGAUGCGUUGUCUGCGCUGCCCGGUGGCAUACCACAUUGGUGACCUCUGCGUUGCCGCAGGCAGUGAGAUGAUCACCAAUACUGCCAUCAUCUGCACCAACCACUUCAAUGCCAAGAAGGGCUACAGCCACCACAGCCAUGUCAACGUCAGCUGGUGCUUUGUCUGCUCCAAAGGUGGUCAGCUCUUGUGCUGCGAGUCCUGCCCAGCAGCCUUUCACCCCGAUUGCCUGAACAUUGCCAUGCCUGAUGGAAGCUGGUUCUGCAAUGACUGUCGGGCUGGGAAAAAGCCCAGAUACAAAGACAUCAUUUGGGUCAAACUAGGCACCUACAGAUGGUGGCCAGCAGAAAUCCAGAACCCAAGGAGCAUCCCCACCAACAUCCAGCACCUGCGACACGAGAUCGGAGAGUUCCCUGUCUUCUUCUUCGGCUCCAAGGACUACUUCUGGACCCACCAGGGCCGCGUCUUCCCUUAUAUGGAGGGCGACCGGGGCAGCAAGUACCAGAAGACAGCAAUUGGGAAAGUCUUCAAGAAUGCUCUGUUGGAGGCUGAGGCUCGGUUCAAGGAGAUCAAAAUGAAGCGGGAGGCCAAGGAGGCGCAGGAGAACAACCGAAAACCUCCCCCCUAUAAAUUCAUCAAGGUCAACAAACCAUGCGGCAAAGUGCAAGUCUACACAGCUGACAUCUUCGAGAUUCCCAAGUGCAACUGCAAGCCGACAGACGAGAGGCCAUGCGGAUUUGAGUCGGAGUGCUUAAACCGUAUGCUGCUGUAUGAGUGCCACCCUCAAGUGUGUCCCAGUGGGGAGCGCUGCUGCAACCAGGACUUCACCAAGCGACUCUACCCCGAGACAAAGAUCAUCAAGACAGCUGGCAAAGGCUGGGGCCUGGUCUGUCUUAGAGACAUUAAAAAGGGCGAGUUUGUAAACGAGUACAUCGGAGAACUGAUCGAUGAGGAGGAGUGCCGGGCCAGGAUCAAGUACGCCCAUGAGAACAACAUCACCCACUUCUACAUGCUGACCAUAGACAAGGAUCGUAUUAUUGAUGCGGGGCCAAAGGGGAACUACUCUCGCUUCAUGAACCACAGCUGCCAGCCCAACUGUGAGACCCAGAAGUGGACAGUGAACGGGGACACGCGUGUCGGCCUGUUUGCUGUGUGCGACAUCCCCGCAGGGACAGAGCUCACCUUUAACUACAACCUUGACUGCCUCGGCAAUGAGAAGACUGUCUGUCGCUGUGGCGCCCCCAACUGCAGUGGCUUCCUUGGUGACCGGCCAAAGAACUCCAAUGGCCAGACCACCGAGCCCAAAGGGAAGAAGCAGAAGAAACGGCUGAAGAAGAGGCGCAGCGAGGGGAAGAAGAAAUCAGAAGAUGAGUGCUUCCGCUGUAGUGACGGAGGCCAGUUGGUGCUGUGCGAUAAGAAGAACUGCACCAAGGCCUACCACCUGUCCUGCCUGGAUCUCACCAAGAGGCCCUUUGGGCGCUGGGACUGCCCCUGGCACCACUGCGACGUCUGCGGGAAGAACUCAGAGGCCUUCUGCCAGCUCUGCCCCAACUCCUUCUGCAAGGCCCAUCAGGAGGGAGCACUGAAACUCUGGCCACCCACCGGACAGCUGUGCUGCCUGGAGCAUGAGGAACAGGACGGCCUGGAGGACCAGGAGCCGGCUCAGGCUGCCCCGGCUGAAAUGACAGCCGCCACCGCACAUCCCUCCAAAGGCUCCAAGAACCCCGAGGGUUCCUCAGAGAUGGCCGCCCGCUCUUCCAAGGGCUCCAGAAAGAAACUGGCUGAGGUGCCCUAG
Messenger RNA from Lampris incognitus (smalleye Pacific opah), 3705 nucleotides. It is a transcript of the gene nsd2, whose product is annotated as nuclear receptor binding SET domain protein 2. Gene Ontology annotation, biological process: regulation of DNA-templated transcription. Gene Ontology annotation, cellular component: chromatin; nucleus. The record is from RefSeq and is a predicted model, not a curated record. The coding region runs from base 34 to 3705 and encodes 1223 amino acids. Gene Ontology annotation, molecular function: protein binding; histone H3K36 methyltransferase activity. The transcript has 20 exons. NCBI's taxonomy places the organism in Eukaryota, Metazoa, Chordata, Actinopteri, Lampriformes, Lampridae.